Peronospora belbahrii is the source of this 1902-nucleotide messenger RNA. The record is from the annotation of a GenBank genome assembly. Lineage: Eukaryota; Oomycota; Peronosporomycetes; Peronosporales; Peronosporaceae.
AUGCGUCUUAUUUACUGGAAGGUUGUAGCGAUACUACUAAGUACCGUCAUCUUCCAGGUGCUAAACGUGGAAGCAGUGCAAAUGAUUGACGUAUCGUGUCCAUCAGCUCAGGAAGCUACUCUACUAAUCUCGGACCGUACUGCAUCAUAUCAAUGCUCAAACAUAAUUGAGCCACCAGUACCAAUGGAUAGCAGUUACGUUCUGGUGAAUGUACUUGUUGAUACGCUAACAAUAGAACUUCAAAACUCAAGUGUAGAAAUAGUAAAUAUUGUUUCUAAUGGGGCUACAAUGCCUACCGUAACGCCGUCCAAGCUGGAUUUCUCAAAGUUUAACCAGCUUAAGAGUCUGACAUUUGCCAGGAUAGCUAUGGACAAUGUUGAGUUAACGAUUCCAAACGUGACAACCGACAUACAUAUAAUCAAUUCAACCAUCACGGAUCUGUCCCUACCGCUUCGCGGCGAGGCGUUGAUUGAAAUUGAAUUGAAUGGCACAAUUGUCCCAAAACUGCCAAAGUUUCUCUACGAACGAGAUUUAGGCAGCAAUAUAGCCAUAACGGUGGAUCUAUCUUCAAUUAGUGGAGAUAUUGAACUCAAUGCAGAGCAGCUCAUUGUUUUGGAAACUAACGCUGGGACUCUCUCGAGUCAGGCUUGGGCACACGUGUACAGCACUAAUUGCCGCCUGAUGGACAACCCUAGUAUGACUGUUUCUGCUGGAAGCAACAAAAAGACAGUGUCGUGCGGCUCCGAAACAUUUGGUAGCACUUCUGCCACUCAAAGCUCUACUAAUCUCGCCCUUGGCGAUGAUUCUGGGUCUCAUUAUGUGGAGUCGGGUGAUACCAGCGGUGGCUUAUCCACCGGGGCUCUUGUUGGGAUCAUCGUUGUAGUUGUCGUGGUCGUUGUAGUAUUUGUUCUCCUCUUUAGACUGUACUCCAAGCGCAAACAUGACAACUUGAAUUCUCAGAACAACGAAGCUACGGUGACACUAAUGAGUAAGGUCGACGCUGUCGAUAAAGGCUCAUUCAUUUCGAACGAUGAGCUCUUGCGCAACUAUAGGUUGCCCCAAUGUGACGUGACACUCGUGAAAUCUGCGGGAACGGGCCGUCUUUGGAUGGGCGAGUUUAACGACAGGAAAGUGGUUGUGAAGCGUGUGGAGUCGGAGGUGACCGAUUCCCGCGUCACUAAAGCCCUAAUGGCCCAGGCUCGUAUUUUCGCGACUAUCUCGCACCCAAAUAUUACGAGUCUGGUGGGAGUGACCUGGUUGGCUGGCACGGAUUUUGCAGUGGUGACUGAGUUUAUGGAGAAGGGCAACCUGAGGACUGUGCUAACAAACACGGAUGUAGACUUAGCUGUUAGUACAAAGCUGCAGAUGUGUAGUGAUGUGGCGAUGGCGCUUGCGUAUUUGCAUGCGACCGAGCAGAACCUGUGCACAAGACAAUUGUCUAGUCGAAAGGUACUUGUUGACAAGAAUAUGGACUGCAAGCUCAGCCUUUUCGAGUGCGUCCCAAGCUCCGCAAAAUUAGGAGGCCCGAGUACUGCAGCUAAAUUCUCUUAUGGCAUGGGCGAGGUUGCAUGGCUGUCACCCGAGGUGAUUACUCGGUCGUUUCCGAUUGACGCGCGGAAAAGCAAUAUUUACGCGUUUGGCGUCCUGAUCAGCGAGGUUUUUACACGGGUACCACCGUAUCAGUCGCUGGUCAAGGAAAUGGGCAACACCCUGGCCGACAUUGAGAUUGUACAGCGUGUCCGGCGUCAGGAGCCUCUGUUACCACACGAGCACCGGCAAGGAUACCUCGCAGCGCCAGCAAUUGUGCGGCAACUGGUUAAUCAGUGCCUAUCGUACGCGCCUAUGAGCCGACCAACGGCGACAAAAGUCGUGGAAGUUUUACGCAACGCAAAGAGGAGCUAG